UUUAACUUUCGCAGUGUUGAGAGCUCGAGCUGUCAUUGGUGAGCGGUCCCGCUGUCGUUUGCCUCCUCCUCCUCCUUUUUUAAAGUUUCACCUGCUUUUCACUGACUUCCUUUUGACUUUGAGUGAGGAGGAAGAUACUCCAAAAGGGAGAGGAGAAAGAGAGACAAAAAGAAAGAAAGAAAGAUUUUAACCAUGUGUUGUACUGGGAAGUGUUCCCGCCUGAUAGGCCUGAUCCUGCUGCCUUCAGCCUUCAUCUGCAUGAUCGCCAACCUGCUGCUGUUCUUCCCCGACGGGACGAGUCAGGAUAAUGACCACAUCUCCCUCCAGGUUUGGCUCAUGGGGGGGAUCAUCGGAGGAGGCCUCUUUAUGCUGUGCCCGAGCUGCUCAGCUAUCAGGGCCGGGGGCAAGGGUUGCUGUGGAACAGGUUGCUGUGGAAACCGUUGCAGGAUGCUGAACUCUGUGUUCUCCUCUGCUUUCGGCCUGGUCGGCGCGAUCUACUGCACCAGCGUUUCCUCAGCUGGUAUGGCUAUUGGACCAAAGUGUCUGGUGGAAAGUGGCAAAUGGGAAUAUCCCUUUGAAAACCUUGGCACGGGUAACAGCAGCUACCUCUUGGACCAGGAUAUCUGGUCAGUCUGCCUGGCCCCUAAGAAUGCAGUAAUGUGGCACGUCGUUCUGUUCUCCAUACUGUUGGGCAUGGGUGUGAUACAGACGGUGCUCUGUGGCAUCCAGGUGGUCAACGGCUGCUUGGGAUGCAUCUGUGGGGACUGUCGGGACAGCGAUGAUGAUGAUGGUGGAUUGUGAAAAUGGAGAAGAUCACCCGGUUGCACUUUCACGAGGUCCGAGACGCAUUUCUGCACUUCAUCUGUUCCACAAUUUUCACAUUCAGGGAAACUUCUCUAUGAAACUUUUUGAUGCUUUUGUUUCACAUCAAUUGUAGAGAGAAGUCUUACUUACCUUACUCCUAACUCCAUUAUUGUAUAAGAUUUUGUAUGUAUUGCCUGAUUUUAUUUGUUUUGGUUGAAUUUGUUGUUAAAAUAAUUGCUUGAUUAUGUAAUUUCCAUUCUGGAGUGUGCAGUGGAACCAAAUGUGAAUUAAACUGUAAAUGUAAAUAAUCCUUUUUGUUUCUUUUAUAUGCUUCCCAGCUUUUUAGCAGGCUGUAUAUCAGGUGUCUGUGACAUCACAACAGAAGCAAAUGAUACAGUAUAUUAAUUAUAUAAAAUUGUUAACUAUUUGAUGAAGUUUUAAUUCUUGGAUUUGUGCAUAACUUGUGUGACCUCUCAAGGGGAAGUCAAGUUAUUUCAAUUCUGUGUAACUGUCAACAUUAAAAACCUUUCUGACCAGCU
Scomber scombrus (Atlantic mackerel) is the source of this 1343-nucleotide messenger RNA. It is a transcript of the gene tm4sf5, whose product is annotated as transmembrane 4 L six family member 5. Gene Ontology annotation, cellular component: membrane. NCBI's taxonomy places the organism in Eukaryota, Metazoa, Chordata, Actinopteri, Scombriformes, Scombridae. The transcript is spliced from 5 exons. Bases 193 to 801 code for a protein of 202 amino acids. The record is from RefSeq and is a predicted model, not a curated record.